Molecule: messenger RNA, 2163 nt
Organism: Camelina sativa (false flax)
Lineage: Eukaryota; Viridiplantae; Streptophyta; Magnoliopsida; Brassicales; Brassicaceae
Source: RefSeq, a predicted model, not a curated record
AUCACGUAAAAUUUCCCUAGUGGGUCUUGAUGUCGGAGUCUGAGAGAGCAUGUGAAGCCCAACUAAAACGAGUCAGGAGGGUCUCUUUUGGGGUAAGCCGAGUCCGUCACGAACGUCUUCUUCGUCUCCAGCGAUUCCUCUCUCUCACGUAUCUCUAAAACUCUCCGGGUUUGAAGGGAGGUGAUUGUGGUGGUGCCUUUUGUUGUUCGUGGUUUUUUAUUUCACUGUAAGUUAGAAAUUGGGCUCCAGUUGAUUUUUUUCCCUUAGGGUAUUCUUCCUUGAGUUCUACAAAUGUCAGAAGGUUCGAGACGGAGUAGGGUCACUAUUACUCUAGGGCGUAGCGGUCAGGUUGUGAAUCGAGAUGCAAGUGAUAUAGAUGCUGGUUAUGAGUUGCCUAGAGUUGGGACCAAGCGGUCUGCUAAAGAAAGAUUAGGGAAUCAGUUAGAUAGUUCUCUUUACGGAGGAAGCGAAGAAGUGGUCAGUAAAAGGCAAAGAGGGGAAGCAAGUUUAAGUGGAAAUGAUUUGCAGAUCAGUCAAAAUGAUCUCCGAUUCAAACUGCUGCAGAAAAACGCCCAGAGGCGAGCUCAGAGCAAUGAAGGUAGCACUGUGGAUCUUCGUGAAAAGCUCUCCAGGAGCGAGCAGCCUCCACGUAGCCUUGAUACUCGACUACGUAUGUCUGAGCUGAGGGAUGUUCCUUUACCUUCACCAAGAACUGCUCGUGGUUCCUCUCAGAUGAUUUCAUCAAGUAGUUCGUAUGCUCCAUGGGCCCUGGAAGAUUUACGACAAAGGUCUCCAGAGAGAUUUGUGGAUACUUCCAGGGCUCCAUCGCCUCCAAGAAAUGAUGGACGUAUGAUUGGGAUUCCAAGGGCUCCAUCGCCCCCAAGAAAUGCUGGAAGGAUAAUUGGCAGUCCAAGGGAUAGAUCACCUCCAAGAAAUGCUGGAAGGAUUGGCAGUCCAAGGGGUAGAUCACCUCUACGAAAUGCUGGAAGGAUUGGUAGUCCGAGGGAUAGAUCACCUCCAAGAAAUGCUGGAAGGAUUGGUAGUCCAAGGUAUAGAUCACCUCCAAGAAAUGCUGGAAGGAUUGGCAGUCCAAGGGAUAGUUCACCUCCACGAAAUGCUGGAAGGAUUGGUAGUCCAAGGUAUAGAUCACCUCCACGAAAUGCUGGAAGGAUUGGUAGUCCAAGGUAUAGUUCACCUCCACGAAAUGCUGGAAGGAUUGGCAGUCCAAGGGAUAGAUCACCUCCAAGAAAUGCUGGAAGGAGAAUUGACUCUCCAAGGGAUCUAUCAUCACCGCCAAGGAGCACCAGAAGCUUCAGUAGUGCUUCUAGGGCUCUGUCCCCAGCUAGAAAUGUGGGAUGCUACAUGGGAUCUUCUAUGGGGUUUUCCCCUCCUAGGAAUCCUCGAAGCUACAUGGGUUCUUCCAGGGGUUCUCCUCCACGUAGUAAUAUUGAUGAUUUUCAUGGACGAAGCAGGAUGCUUGAUGAUGUGAGAGCGCCGUAUCCUGUUAGAGGUGUACUAAAUGGUCAAGCCCCAGCAAGUGGUGCUCCUUUCGCGAGGCCAAUGUUACCUCCUCCAGUCCCAAACCCACAUCCGUUGCCUCCUUUGAGCCAGCUUCCUCCUUUUGGAAGUAUGAUGCAGAACAAUCCCUUCUCUGUGGAAGAGCCUCUAACAGUUGAUAGCUUUCUAAACUCAAUUGGACUUGGAAAAUACUCCCUUGCCUUUAAGAGAGAGGAAGUGGAUAUGACCACAAUAAAACAGAUGAAAGAAAGUGAUCUUAAAGAUCUCAUCAUACCAAUGGGUCCAAGGAAGAAGAUCCUUCAAGCUAUAGCGUCCCUUCCGACGCGGUAGCUAGGGAAAAAAACGGGUUUUGGCUUUCUGGCUGCUUCUCACUCUUUUUUGGUCUUGUUAGCCUCUAUGGGGAUCGAAACUAUGAUAAUUUUUUGAGAUCCAACCCGAAACUUUUCUCUCCGGAUGAUGAUUGUAGGCAGCGGAACUUUUCUUAUGUAAUUCUUCUCUCUGUUAUGGAUUUUUGUUUUCUUUUUUUCUGGUAUUACAAGAUGUUAACCCAAGCAGCCUAAUUGUGAAAUGCGACGGUGUUUCGGUGUAAUCCAAACACUCUUUUGGUUGGUGGUAUACUGGUAUAUAUAACCAACUGAAUCUCAA